AUGAAUACAAGUUUAAGGUCCAAUCAUACGGACCAACCGAGUGAUAACAGCAUUCCCGCCUGGAACAUUGCAUUGAUUGUACUAAACGCUCCUCUCAGUCUUCUGACAGUUGUUACAAAUAGCGUGGUUUUACUCGCCAUCUGGAAAACAACCUCUUUGCAUACUCCUUCCUCCAUGCUAUUGUGCAACCUCGCUAUCUCCGACUUAGCAGUUGGAUUACUGAUCCAGCCCCUGUACAUGUUCCACGCCUUAAGGAAGCUGGUGGUUACCUUUGAUAGAUUCUAUCCCAUUACUAUGCCAUUAUACAACGUCGUAGGCUACUGUCUAUGUGGUGUGUCCUUCUUCACCGUCACAUUCAUUAGCCUGGAUAGAAUGAUUGCUCUCAAAUUUCACCUACGGUACUACAGUCUUGUCACGAUGAACAAAACAGCCCUUGCAAUUGCUGUGAUAUGGAUGGUGUCUGGCAUCUUCUCCAGUACGAAAGUGUGGCAAGACACAGUUCUGUAUCCAUACCUUGCUUUUACCAUUAUUUUUUGUCUUUUUUCCAACUUCUAUGCGUACUUUGAAGUUUAUAAAAUAGUUAUUCGACAUCAGGCACAAAUUCACUCCCAGAUGCAAGCCGUGUCAGUCAAUGCAGACAACGGGAUGCGCUUCAAACAACUCAGAAGAUCUGCCUUGAACACAUUUUAUUUCUAUUGUCUUUUACUAGUUUGUUACCUUCCCUAUUUUGCGACAGUUGUCGCUGGUCUUUUCAUACGUAAAGGCUUCGCUAAGUAUUACUCAGUCCCUAGUACAAUUGUUUUUCUCAAUUCUACCCUCAACCCCUUCAUGUAUUUUUGGCGUCAAUCUGACAUACGACAAGCGGUAAAGCGGAUUCUGAAAUUAAGCGGUACCACUUAA
Stylophora pistillata is the source of this 900-nucleotide messenger RNA. RefSeq names its product melanocyte-stimulating hormone receptor-like. NCBI's taxonomy places the organism in Eukaryota, Metazoa, Cnidaria, Anthozoa, Scleractinia, Pocilloporidae. Gene Ontology annotation, biological process: G protein-coupled receptor signaling pathway. The record is from RefSeq and is a predicted model, not a curated record. Gene Ontology annotation, cellular component: membrane. Gene Ontology annotation, molecular function: G protein-coupled receptor activity.